Gastrolobium bilobum is the source of this 1212-nucleotide messenger RNA. RefSeq names its product zinc finger BED domain-containing protein RICESLEEPER 2-like. The record is from RefSeq and is a predicted model, not a curated record. The transcript has a single exon. Lineage: Eukaryota; Viridiplantae; Streptophyta; Magnoliopsida; Fabales; Fabaceae. The coding region runs from base 1 to 1212 and encodes 403 amino acids. Gene Ontology annotation, molecular function: DNA binding.
AUGAGAGAAAUUAUUGCUAGUUCUAUCAUGGUACAUGAGUAUCCUUUUAGCAUUGUGGAGGACACAGUUUGGAUGUGGGCUUUUAAGUAUGCAAAUGCUGAUUUUGAGAAAGUUUCACGGCAAACAAUAAAAAAUGAUUGCAUGACACUGUAUCAGGAAGAAAAGAAAUGUCUCAAGGCUGAAUUAAUAAAUGUGAAUAGGAUUAGUAUAACCAUUGACAUGUGGAAAUCUAAUCACCAAGUAGCUGGAUAUAUGGUCAUCACUGGUCAUUUUAUUGAUUCAGAAUGGGAAUUACAAAAAAGAGUGUUGAGUUUUGUCAAAGUGCCACCUCCAAGACGUGGGGUUGAUGUUGCUGAUGCAAUAUUUAAACGUUUGCAGUCAUGGGGGAUUGAAAUUAAGGUAUUUUCUGUGUCUGUUGAUAAUGCUGCAUAUAAUGAUGUUUGCAUAAGAAAUAUUAAGAGCACAUUGUUAAGAAGCAACAAUUUAGUCCUUAAUGGAAACAUAUUUCAUGUACGUUGUUGUGCACAUAUUCUGAAUUUAUUAGUGCAACAUGACCUUAGUCAUAUCAAAGGUAUAAUUGAGAAUGUUCGUGAAAGUGUUAAAUAUGUCAAUCAAUCUUAUUCGAGGUUGAAGACUUUCUAUGAUAUUGUUAAGCAGAUGGGGGUAAAAGAAAGAAAGUUAGUUAUUGAUUGUCCCACUAGAUGGAACUCAACAUUUGAAAUGCUUUCUACUGCUUUGAUAUUCAAAGAUGUAUUUCCAGAAUACAAGGAAAAGGAACUAUAUUAUAAUUACUUGCCAUCUGCAGAGGAAUGGAGCAAGGUUGAGAAGGUUUCUAAUCUUUUGGAAGUUUUUAGUCAUGUUACUAAUGUCAUAUCAGGUAGUGACUAUCCCACAACCAAUUUAUAUCUCCCUGAAGUUUAUAGAGUUAAGGAAGUAAUUGAUGCUGCAAUUGAAGAUAAUGAUGAUUUUAUGAGAGAAAUGACAAGGCCAAUGAAAGUAAAAUCUGACAAGUAUUGGGGGGAAUGCAAUUUGCUGAUGGCCGUUGCUAGUGUUCUAGACCCAAGGUGUAAAUUGCAUGUGGUAAAUAUUUUCUUCCCAAUUAUAUACAAAUCAGAAUUUGAGGCAACAGAAAAUGUUGAAAAAGAGAAGGCGGCUUUAGAAGAUUUGUACAAUGAGUAUUGUGCUAUAAGUUUAAGAUUCAGUCCCAAAUAG